Messenger RNA from Thermothelomyces thermophilus ATCC 42464, 985 nucleotides. RefSeq lists its product as uncharacterized. Lineage: Eukaryota; Fungi; Ascomycota; Sordariomycetes; Sordariales; Chaetomiaceae. Bases 123 to 743 code for a protein of 206 amino acids. The record is from RefSeq and is a predicted model, not a curated record. The transcript is spliced from 2 exons.
UCUCAAGCGCGUCUUGAUCCCGUUCUGGGUUAUCCGCAUCGUCAUCAUGGCGAUCCAGAUUGCCCUGUACGCCACCUUAAUUGCCGGUCUCGGCGUCUUCAGCGACGAUCUAGAGCGGCUUUAUGACGAAUAUUUACAACACCAACCUCGGGUACGGCGCCGUUCUCGCCGUCGCAUGUGUCAUCACUGCCAUCAUCCUGCUCUGUCCGAUCCUCGACAUUGUUUGCAUCGUCAAGCGCGCCAGACGCACCUUGUCCCCGCCGUUCUUCCUGGGCGUCAACAUUACCCAGGGCCUCUUCUAUAUUGUCAACUUUGCUCUCACAAUGGCCGGUCCCCGCAAGGGCGCGGUGGUCAUCGUUAUCAGCGUGUUCAUCCUCCUCUCCUUCCUGGGCCUACUCUUCUACGCCUCGGUCGUCUACCACCAGUACCGCACGGGUUCCCUGGCCGGCACCUACAUACCGACCGUCAACCCGGAGAUGCACAACCUCGUCGCCAGCAACACGAGCUACCCCCGGAUCGCGGACCCUCCCGCCCCGCUGCAGUUCGCGUACGCGCAGAAGGAGUACCCCAAGUCGACGGCAACCUACUACGACCUGGAGUCCGUCGGCCGGGUCCGGCAGUUCGGGCCGCCGGGCUAUGCUCCAGCAAACGCCGCGUGCGAGCCUUUCAGGCCGGCCGACAGCAAGACCGACGAGCCGGGCCAGCAGCUGGAAAAUAGGGUGCACCCGCGUUCGGCUGUCUGAGAGCGUCGCAGUGGAGGUGGCGUUUCGUGUGGUCUUAAUGGGGACCUGGUCAUAAAAAAAAAACAUGUUUGCAUUUUGGGCGGCAGAUUGUUGGGUCGUAUUCCUUGCUCCUCUUUCGAGCCGCGGUUAGGAAAGGCGUCUGGCGCUCUGAUUCUGGGGAUUUUGACAUAGACGGAGUAUUGAUCGAGUGCUUAUUAAGGUCAAAUAAUUCAUGUCCGUUGAGAGAGCGACAUGUUGGAUAA